Molecule: messenger RNA, 963 nt
Organism: Adineta steineri
Lineage: Eukaryota; Metazoa; Rotifera; Eurotatoria; Adinetida; Adinetidae
Source: the annotation of a GenBank genome assembly
AUGCCAGUAGUUAUCACAGAAAGAAAUGUUUCGUGCAUAUGGGGUGGUACUUUGAUUGGAAUUUUACUUACGAAUGAUGCAAUACCAACUGACAAAGUUAAUGAAAAGACAAUAAAGAUUAUUGGUAUUCAUGGAUGGCUUGAUAAUCUUAAUUCAUUAUUACCAGUUGCGAAACAAUUAAUUGAUCGUCAUCCAAACUAUGAAAUCUAUUUGUAUGAUCGAGCGGGUCAUGGAUUUUCCAGUCAUCUUCCUCAAGGUUUCAAUUAUUCAGCAAUGCAUAAUUUACAAGAUCUUCGUACUGUUAUUCAAAGUCUUCGUUGGAAUAAAGAACAAUUUUCUAUUAUUGGUCAUAGUUAUGGAGCAAUGCUUGGAACUGUAUAUGCAGCAAGUUAUUCAGAUGAAGUACUUUGUCUUGUUGCUAUUGAUGCUUUACUUGGAGCUUCAAUACCGGCAAGACUCUAUUGGGAAAGUACUGGUUUUCAAAUUGACAGUGUUUUAAAAUAUUUAAAUCGUACGUCUAAUUCUUAUCAUGAAGAAUUAACAUUUGAAAAAGCAGUUGAAUCGGCAAAAAUAACUAGAGCUAAUAUUAGUGAUGAAGCUGCUCGAUUGUUAACAGAACGAUUAGUGCGUAAAGAUACAAAUAAUAAAUACUAUUUCACUCGUGAUGAAUCACUCAAACUAAUACCAGUUUUUCCAUAUACUAAAGCGAUGUUUCAAAAUAUACUUGAAACUAUGAAAGCAUCUGUACUUUUUAUUGGUGCUACUAAGCCUCAAUGGCCUCAUGCACAUAGAUCAGCGGAAUUAUUUAAAAAGAACUAUCCAAAAUUUGAAAUGACAUUAAUCGAUGGACCACAUCAUCUCCAUAUGACCCAUGUUAAUGAAGUUACUCAUCGAAUUGAAGAAUUUUUUGAUAAAUAUCUUGAACAAACAUCUCCAUCCAUAAUAGAAAAGAGUAAACUAUAA